AUGGCGUAUCGUGGUACAGAUAAUCUCCGCUGCUACGUCCGAGAGGCAGGGCUUCCCCCUAUGCUCUGCCACCCCUCGACUCCUCAGAUGCCCCCAGAGGGUCACAAAAGUCACCUGAACAACUUGAAGAUUCGUCCGGAGUCUUGGAGAAAAUUACAAACCAUCCACGAGCUUAAGGAGGAUCGCUGGGAACGAAGUAUUUGCGACUGGGCCGAUAAAUAUAUUCCAGACGAAUCUCUGGGAAUUGAGGACGAGGACAAAGAAUCGGAAGAAAUGCUCUCCAUUCCGUGUCCGCCGACCUUUGACAUUCCGUCUCAAAAGCUCCGACGACCAGCUGACAUCUCGAGACUUUCUCUGUGGUUGGAAAACCUCCUGCUUACGACUACCCAACGCGUCAUGCACAUCCUCUUCGCAUCUACGUUGGAUUGGGGGUUCCAUCCAGGACAUAAUAAUGACGAUGACAAAGAGCUAUUUGACUACUUCCUUUGGACGAAAAAUUCCUUUUCUCCAGAAGAAGCUUUUGAAGUGGGAUACCACUCGGUGCUCGUUGCGUACCAGCCGCCUUGGAUAUUAUCUCCACAGGAUAUGAAAGAAUUCGCAUCUUGUCGUUCGAUCCCGCCCUUUCGUCGAGAAGGAGAACCCAAUUUCAGACCCCUUCAAAGUUCUGAACGCUUAUGGUCAAAGCUGUGGGAUACUUGUGCUGCAAAGCACUGCCGAUGGUUUUGCCUUACAACAUACGAUCAGUGGGUAUUCGGUGUCUUCACCAAAGGCUGGACCUCUGCCUUUGUGACAGCCGUGUAUACCUUCGAUGACUAUGGGCCUACCGUUCUGGAGCACUUACUCUACUGGGUCGCGUCGGCAUCGCGACUUCCGGGCUCAGCUCGUAUCCCUCAGGUGUGUGAGGAGCCCCAGCCCUUCCACAAAGUCCUCCCAUGUACCGUCUAUGACAUUAUGGGUUACGACCCGGCGGCGGCACUGGUACCUGAGCCUAUCAGCAGCCUGGGCCCACAGGUUGUACCCCAGACCAUCUACACUGAUUUCUCCACGCCAGCACCUUCUGAAUCAAACUGGGACGGGAAAAGCAAAGAUGCCGGAUCCUCCGCCGGACUGACUGACACGCUGACGCCUCGCAUCUCCGAAGUGGGACUACCCCACUACCAACCCAGGCCAUUCCAAACGUUGAAUCGAAGCGAUAGCAUUGCAGCCUGGAUACGGAGCGCACAAGCGAACGCAAUGGGAUUUGAGAAUUCCAAUAGUCCAGCAUCUUCCAACAUCUCGAUCCCAAAUGUCACAAACCAGAUACCACAAUUCAUGGGAGACUGGGUGAUGUAG
Messenger RNA from Pleurotus ostreatus (oyster mushroom), 1332 nucleotides. RefSeq lists its product as uncharacterized. The transcript is spliced from 9 exons. The coding region runs from base 1 to 1332 and encodes 443 amino acids. Lineage: Eukaryota; Fungi; Basidiomycota; Agaricomycetes; Agaricales; Pleurotaceae. The record is from RefSeq and is a predicted model, not a curated record.